Molecule: messenger RNA, 1103 nt
Organism: Lepidothrix coronata (blue-crowned manakin)
Lineage: Eukaryota; Metazoa; Chordata; Aves; Passeriformes; Pipridae
Gene: BHLHE40
Product: basic helix-loop-helix family member e40
Exons: 3
Biological process (GO): regulation of transcription by RNA polymerase II; regulation of neurogenesis; anterior/posterior pattern specification
Cellular component (GO): nucleus
Molecular function (GO): DNA-binding transcription factor activity, RNA polymerase II-specific; RNA polymerase II cis-regulatory region sequence-specific DNA binding; protein dimerization activity
Source: RefSeq, a predicted model, not a curated record
GAGACCUACAAGCUGCCGCACCGGCUGAUCGAGAAGAAGAGGCGCGACAGGAUCAACGAGUGCAUCGCGCAGCUGAAGGACCUGCUGCCCGAGCACCUCAAGCUCACGACCUUAGGUCACCUGGAGAAGGCUGUGGUGCUGGAGCUCACCUUGAAGCACGUGAAGGCACUGACCAAUCUCAUCGAGCAGCAGCAGCAGAAGAUCAUCGCUCUGCAGAACGGUUUGCAGGCAGGUGACCUGUCAUCGAGAAACCUUGAUUCCAGCCAGGAAAUGUUUCGAUCGGGUUUCCAGAUGUGUGCCAAGGAAAUGCUGCAAUACCUGGCGAAGCACGAGAACGGCAAGGAGCUGAAGUCGUCGCAGCUGGUCAGCCACCUGCACCGCAUGGCCAGCGAGGUGCUGCAGGGCGGGGCCGCCCGCAAGGCCGGGGACAUCCCCCCCAAAAUGGUGGACCUGAAGGAGAAGCCCGUGCCCUUGAGCACGGCGGGCGAGGGCCACGGGAAGAACUGCGUGCCCGUGAUCCAGCGGACAUUCGCUCACUCCAGCGGGGAGCAGAGCGGCAGCGACACGGACACGGACAGCGGGUACGGGGGGGAGCUGGAGAAAAGUGACUCCAAACCCGAGCAGCCCUAUUUCAAAAAGGAUACCGACCUCAAGUACGCCGUGCAGGAGAGAAUAAGCUCUAUUAAGCAAGAGACUGAGGACCCGCCAGCCAAAAGGAGCAGGCUGGAGUCGCCGGAGGACGAGGGCCCUUUUGGCAGCGACAUGAUGGGCUCUUCCAGCAGCUUCCUGGGCCCCCACGCUCACCAGCCUCCCCUGUGCCUGCCUUUCUACCUGAUCCCGCCGUCCGCCACCGCCUACCUGCCCAUGCUGGAGAAGUGCUGGUACCCGGCCUCGGUGCCCGUGCUGUACCCCAGCCUCCCGGCCUCUGCCGCAGCACUCACGGGCUUCAUGAGCCCCGAUAAAAUCUCCCCCCCUCUGCUGAUGCCCCAGAGACUCCCUUCUCCUGUCCCGGCCCAUUCCCCCAUCGACUCCUCGGCUCUGCUGCAAGCUUUGAAGCAGAUUCCUCCUUUGAACUUGGAAACCAAAGACUAAGCACAGUGUGA